ACCAACUGACACUAUCCACGCCACUCAGCCCUUAGCUUCUCGUCAGAACUCCCUUGCAGUCAGCCUUUGGCCAUUAUCAGUGCUCAUCUCUAUACGCCUCCCACUCGACCAUACCUACGAGGCACAUCCCACUACUCCCCCACUGGUCUCUUAGCGGUGUGAACGGCUUCAUCGACAAUGACUACCAUGGUUGCCUCUCAUCCUGGUGACUUUUGGCAUCAGCGCAACCAGCACACUUAUCACAUGCCCAACAUGAGUCUUCCCGGCCUGAUGUCUCCUUUCGAACCACAACGCAGUGUGAACAAUCCACCGCCACCACCAAGGACGUAUCAUCAGACAUCGUCCACAGUUGAGAUGGGCCUGCCACUCUUCUCAACGAACGGUCUGACUUCGUCGAUGCCGUACCAGUCUGGCGCUUUCGCGUUCGACCCCAUUCCAGUAAACCCGUACAAUAUGCAGCAGGCAUAUCCUACGGGAUACAUAGCAGACGUGCCCCAGAACAUCUCAUAUGCUCGAUCGAGUCUUGUCCAGCAGAUGCCUGCUCGUCAAGAGGCACACCCAACGUUCUGCACAGACUCCAAAUCUGUCACUGCGUCACCUCUACAUUCGAGUCCAUCAUUCCACGAAUUUUCAUAUAGCGCAGACCUCGAACGCUCACGCUCCGAGCCAGCAGAUGGCACCGGCAUCAACUUUGCAACCGAUGUCGACACUCUGAUGAAAGCGAUUCAGGCCAAACAACCGGAGUCGGUGCCAGUACCACAGGUCAACAAGGACGAAGGCGAGAAGCCGAUUCAGAAGCCGAGAAAGAGAUACCAGUGCAAUAUGCCUGGGUGCGACAAGAGCUUCUACCAAAAGACACAUCUAGAAAUCCACGUUCGUGCACACACCGGUGCUAAACCAUUUGUUUGCAAGGCGCUGUCGUGCGGCCAACGCUUCUCACAACUUGGCAAUCUCAAGACGCAUGAGAGACGGCACACUGGCGAGCGGCCCUACAGCUGCGACAUAUGUGGCAAGACCUUUGCACAGCGAGGCAAUGUGCGCGCUCACAAGAUUGUCCACCAGCAAAUUAAGCCUUUCACCUGCAAGCUUGACGACUGUGGAAAACAGUUCACUCAACUGGGCAACCUGAAGUCGCACCAGAACAAGUUCCACGCCGCAGCUCUCAGAUAUCUCACACAGAAGUUCGCAAAUAUCAGCCCAGGCGACUGGGUGUCGCAAGAAGACAAAGAGCUAUGGGAGUACUUCGCAUCACUGUACAAGAACUCCAACAAGGGCAUCAAAGGCCGUGGCAAGGAUAGGAGGAUAUCUGCCGUGUCCGGCUCUAGUGCCAUGCACUCCACGUAUGCACCCCUUCAGAUGGGUUCCAUGAGCAGGAACUUCUCCGGCUAUCACCACCAUGGCAGUGAUCGGAGUAGCCGCGGCUCAUCGCUGUCGUCAGAUGCCACCUGCGGCACCCAUCCUCGGUCAGAUAGCAGCUACGACUACAGUGCACCCGCGCAGACUGGCUAUCCACCUCAAGGAAGCGGUUACGAUGACAUGGUCUUUCCGGAGCGGAAGAUGUACUGACAUCUCACGCAUAAAACUGGCGAGACCACACGACUACGGCAUAAAAACACUGUCUCACGGCUGUAGCAUUGAAGUGGGCAAGGUAUGGAGAGUUUGAGGUCACUGUUGAUGACAUCGGGCAGCCUGGAUGUUAAUGAUACCCACCUAGCGCAGCGAGGGUAUAUUUUUCUUGAUUUCAAUGUUUUCCUUGUAUAGGCGCACAAUUUCUCGACAACAUCAUCAACGUUGAUCAUGUGCGUCUGAUUCUGUAACUACGCUGCUCGACGAUACCCCAUGUAUGCUUACUCCCACUGUAAAGGGGAAGACACGAUACCAAAGAUAAUUGCAUUUGUCAAAGGACAACACAUUCA
Messenger RNA from Didymella exigua CBS 183.55, 1916 nucleotides. Its product is annotated as zinc finger protein OZF. The coding region runs from base 178 to 1566 and encodes 462 amino acids. The transcript is spliced from 5 exons. Gene Ontology annotation, biological process: regulation of transcription by RNA polymerase II. NCBI's taxonomy places the organism in Eukaryota, Fungi, Ascomycota, Dothideomycetes, Pleosporales, Didymellaceae. Gene Ontology annotation, cellular component: PcG protein complex; transcription regulator complex. The record is from RefSeq and is a predicted model, not a curated record. Gene Ontology annotation, molecular function: RNA polymerase II cis-regulatory region sequence-specific DNA binding; DNA-binding transcription factor activity, RNA polymerase II-specific.